Molecule: messenger RNA, 471 nt
Organism: Trichoderma atroviride IMI 206040
Lineage: Eukaryota; Fungi; Ascomycota; Sordariomycetes; Hypocreales; Hypocreaceae
Source: RefSeq, a predicted model, not a curated record
AUGUCUCAAGAUAAUCACCGUACACGAGCCGUUUUCGCCGUCCAAGCAUUGACGAAUCAACCUAUUUACCAUGCUAUUGAAAAUAAAUCACUCAUGAUUCGAACUCGAAAAGAGCCGCACCUCUACCUUAGUCUUUGCUACGGAGAGUUGAAAUUAUUACCCAAACCUGGUUCUGGUAGCUUCUGGGACUGUGUCAGGACGAGCGGCUGGUAUGGCUUCCGCAACACUGUCUCCGGCACGUACCUUCAUAUUAACGGCACCGCGAACACAAUUUGCGCGGAACAACGGCAACGUUUGGGCAGCAACUAUUUUACGGCAGAGAUGGACGUAAAUGGUGGUUGCAUUCUAAAUGUAUAUAAAGCACCUUCUCAUGAGCUACUGCGAGUGUCUGUCUCGGAAGACAGGAAAUCAUUGUCCACAUUGGAGCCAGCGGGGGAGCCCUGGGAUUUUAUCGAAAUCAAGUACGUUUAA